AUGUCGGACUCAGAAGAUGACCCAGACUACCAGCCACCUACAGACGAAGAAUCGGAAAGCAUGUGCACGUAUUCUGAUGCAACUUCAUCUGAAGAAAGCGUAGAAUUAUCCACCAGUCACCAACAUCAACAUUCUUCAGAAGCCAUACCAUGUCGGAGCAUACCGAAUUCGAGCUGGAAUAUACCGUUAUCAGAUGGUUCAAGAAAAAAACAGUUUCCGUUUACUGUUGACCCAGGCAUGAAAAACAUUGGUUCAGAUUGUCAAACUGAAUUAGACUUUUUAUUUUUAUUUUUGGAUAAUGAGAUUAUUGAUUUAAUGGUACGAAUGACUAAUUCAUACGCAAUAAAAACACAAAUACUCAAACGUGUAACACGAAACAGUCGGUUGUCUAAGUGGAACGAUUGUGAUGCUGCCGAAAUGAAGAAAUUUCUCGGGCUACUGAUUUGGAUGGGGCUCAAAAAACUGCCAAAAAUUAGUGAUUAUUGGAGUACAGACGUAUUAUAUGAAAACAAUGUUGCAAAAAGAGUAAUGAGUAGAAACCGAUUCGAAUUAUUACUUCGAUGUUGGCAUUUCGAAGAUGCUUAUUAUAUUGGCAUGACGGGAACAGAUCGACUCAUAAAAAUAAGACGCUUCGUCGAGAUCCUUUCAAAAAAAUUUGGCCAAUACAAAACACCUGGAGAGUUUCUUACCGUUGAUGAAACAAUGGUAGCUUUUCGUGGCCGGAUCGCUUUUAUGCAAUACAUACCUGGAAAACGACAUAAGUAUGGCAUAAAAUUAUUUAAAAUUUGCGACGACGAUGGAUAUACCUAUGACUUGAUUGUAUAUGAAGGCAAAAGGACCACUUCAACCACACAAAACGUAUCCAGUGAAAUAGUCAUGAAACUCAGUGAUCAAUAUCUGAAUGCUGGAAGAAGUAUCGUUACUGAUAAUUACUAUACAAGUGUCACUUUGGCUAAUAGUUUACUCCAAAAAAGCACCCAUUUGUUGGGGACUCUAAGAAAAAAUAGAAAAGGGCUACCAAAAGAAUUAUUGAAAGAGAAACUAAAGAAAGGCGAGACCUGUGUUAUGGAAAAUAAUGACGGAGUGUUAAUUCUACGAUGGAAAGACAAGCGUGAUGUGUUGGCUCUAUCAACUCGGCAUACACCUAGUUUUGUCAGCGUGCGCAGCAAGAGAAACCGCAAUAAAGUGACUAUGAAACCAACGCUGAUAGCGGACUAUAAUCGUCAUAAAUGUGCUAUUGACUACUCAGAUCAGAUGGGUAGUUAUUGUAACCCUGCAAGGAGAAGCUUGCGUUGGUUUCAGAAAUUGGCCAUAGAGCUUUUAUUUAGCACAUCACUAAUCAAUGCCUUUAUUUUGUUCAAAAAUUCGAAAAACCUAACAUCUAAAAAAUAUACCAUAACCACAUUCAAAGAAAAUAUUUGCCGUACAUUGAUGGGUCUUGAUCAACAAAGAAGACAAGGUCGAAUUAACCAGGACUGCUCAGCUGGACACCGAUUUGGAAAGUCAACGUUGGUCGAUCAGCGUAACAGAAUAGUAAGAAGAAGAUGCAUCCACUGCUAUGAAAAGAAGAGAGAAGAAGGUUUGACCAGUGUAGAAGCAUCUAACAUGCCUGCUGACUUGCUAACCAAAGGUCUGCCAGCUGUUAAACAUUAUAAGUUCAUGAAAGAUUUUGGAAUUGUUAAUUUAGAAUAG
Molecule: messenger RNA, 1692 nt
Organism: Pararge aegeria (speckled wood butterfly)
Lineage: Eukaryota; Metazoa; Arthropoda; Insecta; Lepidoptera; Nymphalidae
Product: piggyBac transposable element-derived protein 4-like
Exons: 2
Coding region: 1-1692 (563 amino acids)
Source: RefSeq, a predicted model, not a curated record